This is a messenger RNA of Rotaria socialis, 858 nucleotides long. NCBI's taxonomy places the organism in Eukaryota, Metazoa, Rotifera, Eurotatoria, Philodinida, Philodinidae. The record is from the annotation of a GenBank genome assembly.
AUGAACAAGCUCAGAUCGUUUGUUUUUAUAUAUUGUAAUGAUACAACUGAGCAUAGAGACUGGGCAAAUGGAUAUUCGAAAAUACGUGGCGUGUAUAAUAGACCAGCGGAGUUAGUAGGAAAAAGUCAGCACGAUGUCCAAUUUCUGCGACACCAUUUCACACCUGCAAAUAUUUUUCCAUUACAAGACGUUCAUCAAACAUCAUUCCACAAUAUUGACAAAGACAAGACCGCUUUCUUGUGGUUUCAAUUACUUAUUGAUGUUUUGGCUCGAUUGCCAAAAAGUGAACAAAAUAAACGAGAUUUAAUUGAUGAAUGCCGAAAAUGCUACUCAAAAGAUGCAAAAGAACAACAAAACAUAUCUGACUUCGAGUCAAAUGAUAAGGCUGAUCAAGCUGUUGCAUGCUUCAAUAAAAAUGAAGGUGAAGUGUUAUUUGGUAUGGGUAGUGUGUUUCGCAUUGUUGAUGUGGCAGAAUUGAUACCUAAUAUUUCGGUGGUGAAUUUAACGCUACUUGAAACGAUGGGCCAAUUUGCUCAAGCAAAACGCUAUUGUGAACUAAUUCUGAGAGAAGACCCAUCAGAUGAAGAAAAAAUGCAUAUCUAUACGCAUUUAUGUUAUUAUGAGUGCAAACUUGAGGAUUUGGCAGCAGCAAAACGGUCAGGCAAAAUUGCACUUGGCGAAUAUCAGGAUGCAUUAACAUAUCAUCAAACUUCGAUUGAGAUGGAGCGGAAAACGAAAAUAAAGGAGGAUGAAGAGAUGUCAAUCGAAUAUAUGGAUCUAGGUAUGACUUAUUGGGAAUCAUCCAAGUUUUCUGAUGACGUAUUCGAACAUAAGCAGCAUUCACAAUCUGAUGAAUGA